This is a messenger RNA of Rubroshorea leprosula, 563 nucleotides long. Lineage: Eukaryota; Viridiplantae; Streptophyta; Magnoliopsida; Malvales; Dipterocarpaceae. The record is from the annotation of a GenBank genome assembly.
UCAAAAAAACAAUAAACAUUUCUUCAAAUUAUUCUUUUUUUUUGUUUUUCAACAGAGUAGUUUUUACACAGGACUAAAUCAUGAGAACUAUGCCUUGUAUUAACGUGUUGUCACUGAUGGCAGUCCUAGUUUUCUUCGAGUUGUUUUCUCCGACUGUUUCCAGAGUGGUAAAGCCAUUAGGUGCCAUAUAUUGUCCCAAUAGCUAUAUCGAAGUACGACAGAGUCAGGAAGGCACCGAACCCAGUGGAAUUCCACUUUUCGCAGUGGAGAUUUCGAACAAUUGCCCCAGUGGAUGUGAAAUUUCCAAUAUUCAUAUUGCUUGCGGCCAGUUCAGUUCUGACAUUCUGGUUAAUCCUAACACAUUCAAGCGUAUCAAGAUUGGCGAUUGCCUUGUUAACAAUGGACAACCAUUGGCUGCUGGUGCUGUUGUCUCCUUCAAGUAUGCCCAGACUUCUCAAAUCCCGCUGAGUGUUUUGUCCAUAGUAUGCUCCAAGUGAGGCAGUUGCUAAUUGUCGCAUGGUUAUAAAAAGGAGUUAUGCUUAGUAUAAAUUGUUAGUGGCUAU